AUUUUCCUGGACGGGAUUGAAGCAUAUUCAGAGGCAUCGUCUGGAGUCUGAGCUGCAGCAGAAUGUUCACAUACACAGUGUCUGUCACGACUGGAAACCAGGUCUUUGCUGGAACUCUGAACUACAUUUACCUGACGCUGGUGGGUAAAGAGAGAAGCAGCGACCGAACUCUGCUGGACAAAUCCUGGUUUGAACGUUUGGACAGAGGAACGGUGGUUUCCAUUGACAUUCAUGUGGAGGAGACUCUUGGAGAGAUUCUGCUGGUCAAACUGGAGAAGGAGAAAUUCCUGAUCAAUGAUGAUUGGUACUGCAGGAGCAUCAGUGUAACAGCACCCACUGGAGACUGCUUUGAGUUCCCCUGUUAUCGGUGGAUAGCUGAUCAAAAGGAGCUGGUUCUUCUAGAAGGACGGGGUCGAUUGCCUCAGGAUGAAAAGGUCUCAAUACUGAAAGAGUACAGGCACCUGGAACUGGAAAACAGACGAGAAAAGUUCAGGUGGAAUGAAUGGAAAUCUGGCUUCCUCAUGUCCAUAGAUGCCAGUAGGUCCUCUGAACUUCCUCUGGAUGUUCAGUUUGAUACUGCAAAAUCAGUGGACUUCUCUUUGAAUGUCCUUAAAGCAGUUGAGAAUCUUGGUCUUAAUAAACUUGAGAGUGUUUUCCAGUCUUGGAAAGAUUUUGCAGAUUUUGAAAAAGUAUUCAUAACCAUCAAGAACACAUUGUCAGAGUAUGUGAUGCAGAACUGGACUAAAGAUGUAGUGUUUGGUUAUCAGUUCUUAAAUGGCUGCAAUCCUGUGAUGAUCAAAAAGUGCACAAAACUCCCAGACAAAUUUGUGGUCACGCAGGAGAUGGUGGAGAACUCCCUGGAUAGAGGAACCACACUGCAGGAGGAAUUAAAGGCAGGAAACAUUUACAUAGCAGACUAUGAAAUACUGGAGGACGUGCAGCCCAAUGACACAGACUCCAGCACCCAGCAGUAUUUGACAACUCCCUUCUGCCUGUUUUACAAGAACAGACAAAAUGAAUUUAUACCAAUCGCCAUUCAGCUCAGUCGUCAGACGACUCCAGGAGAGAAUAGCACAGUCUUUCUUCCCACUGAUAAUGAGUAUGACUGGUUGUUAGCCAAAAUAUGGGUGAAAUCCUGCGACUACAACAUACACCAGCUGGUCACACACCUUCUCAGGACACACCUGAUAUCUGAGGUGUUUACCAUAGCCAUGUUCAGACAGCUCUCUGCAGUCCACCCUGUGUACAAGUUACUGAUACCUCAUGUCCGUUUUACCAUUGCCAUCAACACUGCAGCUCGUGAAACACUCAUAAAUGAGGGUGGAGUCUUUGGAAAGGUUGAUAGCACUGGUGGAAUUGGAAUUGAGCAAGUAAUCCGAAAGGGUAUGAAGACAUUAACCUAUAAGUCCUUGUGCUUCCCUGAGGCCAUGAAAACUCGAAAUGUUGAUAACAAGGAAGAUCUGCCAAACUACUACUACAGAGAUGAUGGCAUGAUGGUUUGGGAGACAGUGAAAAGCUUUGUUACUGAUGUGGUCAAGAUCUACUAUAGUAGUGAUGAAACCGUUCAGGAAGAUGAGGAGAUCCAGGCUUUUGUUCAAGAUGUUUGCUCCUAUGGUAUGAAGAAUUGUCCCAAUAAUGGUGAUUUUCCAAAUGUCCUGAGAACCCGGGAGCAGUUGGUUGAGUAUCUGACCAUCGUGAUUUUCACAGCUUCAGCACAACAUGCAGCAAUCAACUUUGGACAGUUUGACUGGUAUGCCUGGAUCCCGAACACUCCGUCCACCAUGCGGAAACCUCCUCCCACAGAGAAGGGCAAAGUGGAUAUGAAGUAUAUCAUGGAGAGUCUGCCGGACCGCGGACGCUCCAGUUUGCAUCUAGGAACAAUUUGGAUCCUCAGUCAGUUCCAGGACAAUGAGCUGUUUUUAGGUGUGUACCCAGAUAAGUACUUCACUGAAGAACUGGCCAUGGAAGCAAUUAAGAAUUUCCGCAAGAAAUUAGUUGACGUCACUAAGACCAUCAGGAGCCGAAAUGAAACUCUGGAACUGCCCUACUGGUAUCUGUGUCCAGACAGAAUCCCCAACAGCGUGGCCAUCUGAAGAAAACCUCUGUGCCAAACAUUUACAAAAGCUGUUCACAGUACAAUUACACAGUAUAUGCUUGGCAUUCAAAGAAAAGGUAGCAAGUUUUUUAACAUGACAAUGAAAUGUUUUAAAACAGUAAUUUUUAAUUGAUGUUUUAAAUUCUUUGUAUAAUAACUUUUUAAUAAAACAAUUAAGAUCGUACA
Messenger RNA from Danio aesculapii, 2281 nucleotides. RefSeq names its product arachidonate 5-lipoxygenase b, tandem duplicate 2 (gene alox5b.2). The transcript is spliced from 15 exons. Gene Ontology annotation, cellular component: nuclear envelope. Gene Ontology annotation, biological process: linoleic acid metabolic process; lipid oxidation. Gene Ontology annotation, molecular function: arachidonate 5-lipoxygenase activity; protein binding; iron ion binding. Lineage: Eukaryota; Metazoa; Chordata; Actinopteri; Cypriniformes; Danionidae. Bases 63 to 2093 code for a protein of 676 amino acids. The record is from RefSeq and is a predicted model, not a curated record.